AUGAGCCUCCACCUGCCUUUCUGGGGAGGCAACUUCGCCACCAUCAUCAGCGCCUACGCUCCGACGAUGACCAACCCCGACGCCGUCAGAGACAAAUUCUACGAGGACCUGCACGCCCUCUUGGCGACUGUGUCGAAGGCGGACAAGUUGAUUGUCCUUGGUGACUUCAACGCCCGCGUCGGCACAGACCAUACUGCCUGGGGAGGAGUGCUGGGUCCCUACGGUCUCCGCGGCUCCAACGACAAUGGUCUGCUGCUUCUCCGCACCUGCGCAGAACACCGCCUCCUCCUGACGAACACGUUCUUCUGUCGGCCGGAGCGAGAGAAGGCCACCUGGAGACAUCCUCGGUCGCGCCAGUGGCACCUGCUGGACUACGUCCUCGUCCGGAGGCGAGAUCAGCGGGACAUGCUGGUGACGAAGGCGAUCGCAGGUGCUGACGAGUGGACAGACCAUUGCCUCGUCAUCUCGAAGAUGCGUAUUCGCCUACAGCCUCGCAGGAGACUACAAGGUAAGCGACUCCCAGGUAAGCUGAAUGUUGCCUUGUUGUCUUUGCCCGCUCAGCAUCUUCAUUUCAGCAAUGAGCUAGCUCAAAGGCUAGACAACCUUCCUAUCGCUGCCGCCGACGACGCCGCCGCUGCCGAGAACGCCUCCGUGGAGAACCGCUGGUGUCAACUGCGAGACACGGUCCAGUCGACGGCGCUCGCCGUCCUCGGUCGCGCUCCCCGCCAACACCAGGACUGGUUCGACGACAAAGACGCCGCCAUCAGAAAUCUGCUAGCUGAGAAGAACCGCCUACACAAAGCCUACGUAGAUCACCCCACUGAUGCCACCAAAGCUGCCUUCUACCGCAGUCGCCGCCAACUUCAGCAAAGACUGCGCGAGAUGCAGGACGCCUAG
Messenger RNA from Spirometra erinaceieuropaei, 897 nucleotides. NCBI's taxonomy places the organism in Eukaryota, Metazoa, Platyhelminthes, Cestoda, Diphyllobothriidea, Diphyllobothriidae. The record is from the annotation of a GenBank genome assembly.